UCAUCACAAGCCAGUUGUUCUCUCGCCCUGGAUCACUGGGGUCACAUAAAUCCCUUUUUUCGUUUUGUCCUCUUAUCGGGCGCGAAUCAGGGCCCCAGAAAUUGCAACAAAAAUCCCUGCGUUUUGAGGCGUCGGGUUGGUGGAUAAGUCAAAGAUGUUGUGAGCCUUACGCGAGGAACGAAGAGAUUUGGGAUCAGAAACUGGGUUUCUGAACUGGGAUUCUCUCAGAAAUGGCGGAGCCCUAUCUUAUGGCUUCUCAUGGGUACCCUCCUGGUCUUCUGUUUCACCCUGAUCAGGGCUCGCCCAGGGUCUCCAAGGAUGUUCAAGUCCCAUGGCAUAGCUCUGGAACAAGAUAUGACACAAUAAGAUUGGAUACCUUUAAUGUGAGGCCAAAUCGAAGUGAGGAGCUAUGGGAAUCCACGAGUGGAUUUCCAAACACUGCGCAGUUUGCCAAGGCUAACUCAACCAUUACAAGGCCUGUACUUGUUGAUGUGCAAGACACUCAACCCAACUCAAUAUUGUUCAGCUUUGGGGUUGCUGAACAAUGUACAAGGCAUGAUAAAAUCAUGAAGUUCCUCAUGUCUGGGUCAGAGGAAGUAGAGGGAGGCAGUCUGGACAUGUCAAUGCUGUCUGAUUUAAUGGGACUUCAAGUAUGGACAAUCCAUAAUAUUGAACCAAACCCAUUUGCCCCUAGUUCCGGACCUUGUGGUCGCAGUGCUGGAGCUCAGCCUUACCUUAUUUACCCUGGCAGUGAAUUUAAUUCCCAGAGGCCUCUUUUGGAGCUUGUUGGCGAUCUGGCCCACAGAUCAGAUGUUACAUUUCACCCAAAUGGCCAAAUCUCUAGCAAUGAGUUGAAGGACAUACUUUCAAUCAUUGCUGAGUAUUACCUGUCAAAGAACUCUACUGAAGGGAAACGACAGUCAGUUCUUAUCCCACAUUUUAACUGGUUAGAUAGCGGUGUAAGGGCCAAUGUUCCCGAGUCUAGUGCGGUGCUGGAAAAUGUGAAAUUUGCUCCUUUAAAGAGUCCUGAUAAAAUCAAGCUCAGGCCAUCACCAAGGAAGAGGACCAACAAGAAAGCAAAAGAGAGGGAUCUUUACAGAAAGAACUACUUCCAUGCAUGCGAGAGCCUUCUGUCAAUAAUUAUUAACAAGAGGCAUAACGAGAAAACUGCUUUCCUUUCGCUCAAGAAAUCCGGGCCUGAAGUACCGCAGCUCCUGACGCAGUUCUCAGCCAGCAUUGCAGGAACUGGGCUCGCUGUUCUUUUCUCCGUCAUGUGUAAAGUAGCUUAUAGCAGGGUACCGUUCUGUGCCUCCAGACUCCUCAGCACCAGCAUUGGGUUUGGACUGGUAUGGUUGUCUUCUGCGGUAAAUAGACUGAGGGACACAGUCGUCCACGUCAGUAAAAACUCAGGUAAACUGAAGCUUAAAGAAGAGGAAAUGAUGAAGAAGCUGGACAAAUGCGUGAACCAAAUCUUCUUCCGAGCUGCAACUUUGAUGGCAAUAGCAGUGCUGAAGCUUGCUUGACUGACUUAACACGGUAAGAUAGGGAGGGGGCCAUGGGGGAAUAAUUAAUGAGAUGUGAAAAACGCUUUCGAAGGAACCCGUUGAGGCUUUGUGCAGAUUUCUGAUUCUGAGUUGAGCUUCGAACAUUUGAUGAGACCGAUCAAGUAAGUUUUGUGAAGGUAAAGUUUUGUUAAUUGGAAUGUAUAUUAACUAGUGACUAGUGCGAUACAAAAGGACCUCAUAAUGUCUUCUGCAUGGUGUAAAAAUCAAAGUUUUUCUCUGCUCA
Messenger RNA from Diospyros lotus (date-plum), 1788 nucleotides. RefSeq lists its product as uncharacterized. The transcript is spliced from 5 exons. The coding region runs from base 231 to 1523 and encodes 430 amino acids. NCBI's taxonomy places the organism in Eukaryota, Viridiplantae, Streptophyta, Magnoliopsida, Ericales, Ebenaceae. The record is from RefSeq and is a predicted model, not a curated record.